UCCAAUAUAUCCCGGUCUAUAUGACUCUCUAUUUCAGAAUAGCGAUGGGGGUGGCUUCAUAUCCUUUGAUCCAAUUUCACUCCUCUUCAACACGCCCAAGGUAUCUAACGAGGAACACAUGCUUUUCACGUCACCGUGCUUCAUGCUUCCACGGUCCCUUGUUGACCAACCUGAAAAUCCUGGUAAAUCAGCAUGCAGUCCAGGCCUCUCCAGUCCGCUAACACCGACUCAGUCGAGCCAGCCUCUUCGUCUUUUUCAAUAUUUUCUCCCGAGGGGUUAAAAUGGCUAUGUGAUAAAGCUGGGUAUGGAACUAUCGACAUCGAGGACUUUGAUUCACCAUUGCAUCCUGAAAAUAAAUUUAUCGACGACGACCCCAUGGCGGACGCUUUUCUAACCCAGCCAUUCAUAGAAUUGCCACCAAAAAGCGUUGCUAUGCAACUUUUUAACACUUACUUCAGAGAAAUGAAUCCGUUUUGUCCCUUGUUUGAUGAGAACGAGUUUAUGUCCCGUGUUGAGUAUGAUUACCCCAUUUACCCUCAGUCAUCACCCUCUUGGUGGGCUUGUAUAAAUGCCACGAUUGCGCUUUCUUGUGCAUUCGAAACAGGGCUCUACUCAAAGGCAUGGCUUUAUUGGAAAAAUGCCACGCUCUCGCUAAAUAGCUUUUUCAUUGAACGGCCGCAAUUGUCAUCGGCACAGGCUCUUUUAGCAAUGACUGCGUAUCUCAUCGGAACAUUCAGUGCGACCCCAUCACAGACAUUUGUCUCACUUGCACUCCGCAUAUUACAUGGAUUAAACCCUGCCGAAUACGAGCGGUCACCGGCAUACCGUAGGGUUCUCGCAAUCACAUACGACCUCGAUAUCGAUAUUUCACUCCGUUCAGCAACUCCACCCACACAGCCCAUUCCCACCGUAUCCCUAAACACGCUUUUCGAUGAUCGCAUCAAUCACAAGAAUUCUAAUUCUUCUAAUAAUAACUUCGCUACCUCUUAUAUUUUCGAUCUUUUUGAUUCAUACACCGGAUUAACGACUCUGAAAAGUCAUGUGUACCGUGAGCUCUACUCCGCCACUGCUAGCGACAAAAGUGAUCCAGAAAUCAUUGCAAUUGUCGGUCAGCUCGACACACUUCUCGAAGACUGGAGGAAUGGUAUUCCCCUGGACUAUCGACCAGAGGUUGCUCGGCCCGAUGACGUUAUCCGAAGAGAUCCGCAUAUGUCCAUCUUUUACGUACAUUUCAGCUAUUACAGCUGCAUUUUGGCAAUUCACAGAAAAGCGAUCAGUCGAGCAACGUGGUCGAUGAACCUCGACCCACGUUCUUGUCGGCUUCCACCCCUUCGCUCGCCAAAUCCACGAACGUUGAUAUCUACUCAGCUAUGUGUGCAGGCUGCACGAAAGUCAAUGGAACUAGUUCAACAUCUUCCUCAACACCAUAAACUAUUCGGCGGCUCCAUUGCCUAUUGUGUGAUGUUCGCCCUCAUGAUUCUCUCCAUGCUCAUCGUGCAAGAUCCACAAGUCGCGAGAGGGAAUACAGAUAUCGAGCUGAUGCGUGCUGUGGAAAGCUUUUUCUCAGACAUCUCCAUGAUUCGUUCCGACGAAAACAUAAGUAAUUUCGUGCAAUGCUGUGCCCGAUAUCGAUCAAUCGCCGAGACAGCGAUUAAGCAGAGUCGAAAAGGAAUGUUAAGAAAAUGAGAAUGACUGUCUUUUUCAAACAUUCAGGCCAUAUUGUUGGAUAGGGGGGGUUCUUCGACAUAAUUAGAACAAAUCGAAUUCUGACAUUCUCAUCUCAAUGACACCAAUUGAUCUAUUAACGAGCUGCAUACCGAGUAAGCUGAUGAGAGCCGAUAGAUGCAUAUUUCUGCGACGAGGUCGAAGAGUCGUAAGAUAUCAUAUGAAAUAAAUUUGAGGAUUCCUCGUAUUAUCCACACUAGUGAGCCGUCGUUUCCAGACGCCGC
This is a messenger RNA of Aspergillus steynii IBT 23096, 1949 nucleotides long. RefSeq names its product fungal specific transcription factor domain-containing protein. The coding region runs from base 193 to 1686 and encodes 497 amino acids. NCBI's taxonomy places the organism in Eukaryota, Fungi, Ascomycota, Eurotiomycetes, Eurotiales, Aspergillaceae. The record is from RefSeq and is a predicted model, not a curated record. The transcript has 4 exons.